AUGGUGAAGUAUUUUUGGGUAGUCUCUUGUAUUUUGGCUACAUGGGCAAUGGUGGUCUCAGGUCACGGUCAUAUUCAUACUAGUGCACCUGUACAAUCACCGACAGAGGCUCCCGGGCCAGUAGGCGCACCUACCGUGGAUUGCAUGAGUCUUAUUUAUGAUAUGGCGGAUUGCUUAGCGUAUUUGAGCGUCGAUGGUGGCGAAGAUAAGCCAGACAAAUCUUGUUGUACUGGAUUCGAGACAGUUUUCAACACUGAUUCAAAUUGUAUAUGUGUAGCCCUGAAGAGUAGUGCCAGUUUGGGUAUUGAGGUUAAUAUGAGUAGUGUCAUGGCUUUGCCUUCUGCUUGUGGCGUCCAUGCUACACUUAGUUGCAACAUGUCCACAUCUCCUAGUACGUCUCCCGCUAAUCCUCCAACUCCAACAUCUCCGAAUCCUCCCACCAUUGCACCGACAUCAGCCACAAAAACGACUCCAGCGCCGAUAGCUCACUCCGUCCCCGUUGGAGGACCAGCUCCAUCUUUGGUUGCAACGAGCUCUGAAAAAGAAAUUAUUGCCCUUGUCUGGGGGAGGCACUCCAACAUGUCAGAAGCUCAAAGGAGGCCGAUGACUGGCGUCAAGCAUAAUAAGGGGUCCAUAAAUGGAUCUAUUCCAUUGAGGUCUCCUAGCGUGGUAUCUGAGGUGGAUGAGUUCUGUCAUGCUCUAGGAGGCAAGAAUCCAAUUCAUAGUAUCUUAAUUGCAAACAAUGGAAUGGCAGCUGUCAAGUUUAUACGUAGCAUUAGAACGUGGGCCUAUGAAACAUUUGGUACAGAGAAGGCAAUUUUGUUGGUGGCUAUGGCUACUCCGGAGGACAUGAGAAUAAAUGCAGAGCAUAUUAGGAUAGCAGAUCAAUUUGUAGAAGUUCCUGGUGGUACUAAUAAUAAUAACUAUGCUAAUGUGCAGCUCAUUGUUGAGAUGGCAGAGAUAACGCAUGUUGAUGCAGUGUGGCCUGGUUGGGGUCACGCAUCAGAGAAUCCAGAGCUACCAGAUGCAUUGAGUGCAAAAGGAAUUGUAUUUCUGGGGCCACCAGCUGCAUCAAUGGCAGCACUGGGAGAUAAAAUUGGAUCCUCAUUGAUUGCACAAGCUGCAGAAGUGCCCACUCUUCCAUGGAGUGGUUCUCAUGUGAAAAUUCCUUCUGAGAGCUGUUUGGUCACUAUCCCAGAUGACAUAUAUCGUGAAGCAUGUGUUCAUACAACUGAAGAGGCCAUUGCUAGUUGUCAAGUUGUGGGUUAUCCUGCAAUGAUUAAGGCAUCUUGGGGCGGCGGCGGCAAAGGCAUAAGAAAGGUCCAUAAUGAUGAUGAAGUCAAGGCUUUGUUCAAGCAAGUUCAGGGUGAAGUUCCUGGGUCCCCCAUAUUUAUAAUGAAGGUCGCUUCCCAGAGCCGACAUUUAGAAGUUCAGUUGCUUUGUGAUCAAUAUGGCAACGUUGUAGCUUUGCAUAGCCGUGAUUGCAGUGUUCAGAGGCGACACCAAAAGAUUAUUGAAGAGGGCCCUAUAACAGUAGCUCCCCUCGACACAGUAAAGAAGCUUGAGCAGGCUGCUAGAAGAUUGGCCAAAUGCGUGAAUUAUGUUGGAGCUGCAACUGUUGAGUAUCUAUACAGUAUGGAAACUGGGGAAUAUUACUUCUUGGAGCUAAACCCGCGGUUACAGGUGGAGCACCCUGUAACUGAGUGGAUAGCUGAAAUAAAUUUGCCUGCAGCCCAAGUUGCCGUUGGGAUGGGUAUCCCUCUCUGGCAAAUUCCAGAGAUAAGGAGAUUUUAUGGAAUGGAACAUGGUGGAGGAUACGAUGCUUGGAGAAAAACAUCUUUUGUUGCUAUUCCAUUUGACUUUGACAAUGCUGAGUCAACAAGGCCAAAAGGUCACUGUGUAGCUGUUCGUGUGACAAGUGAAGAUCCUGAUGAUGGUUUCAAGCCUACAAGUGGGAAAGUACAGGAACUGAGUUUUAAAAGCAAGCCAAAUGUUUGGGCUUACUUUUCUGUCAAGUCUGGAGGUGGUAUUCAUGAGUUUUCAGAUUCCCAAUUUGGACAUGUAUUUGCUUUUGGAGAGUCUAGAGCUUUGGCCAUUGCAAAUAUGGUUCUUGGGCUGAAAGAAAUUCAAAUAAGAGGAGAAAUUCGAACAAAUGUUGAUUACACAAUUGAUCUUUUACAUGCUUCAGAUUACAAGGAAAAUAAAAUACAUACAGGAUGGCUAGACAGCAGAAUUGCAAUGAGAGUCAGAGCAGAAAGGCCCCCUUGGUAUCUUUCCGUUGUUGGAGGAGCACUUUAUAAAGCUUCUGCUAGUAGUGCGGCCAUGGUUUCAGAAUACAUCGGUUAUCUUGAAAAAGGGCAGAUUCCUCCCAAGCAUAUUUCACUUGUCAAUUCUCAAGUUUCACUAAAUAUUGAAGGAAGUAAAUAUACAAUUAAUUUGGUAAGAGGAGGUCCUGGAAGCUACAGUCUAACGACGAAUGACUCAAAGAUUGAAGCAGAGAUACAUACUCUACGCGAUGGAGGUCUAUUGAUGCAGCUGGAUGGAAAUAGUCAUGUUAUAUAUGCAGAGGAGGAAGCAGCUGGAACGCGCCUUCUUAUUGAUGGAAGGACUUGCUUACUUCAGAAUGAUCACGAUCCAUCUAAGUUAGUGGCAGAAACACCAUGCAAGCUUCUAAGGUAUCUGGUAGUAGAUGGCUGCCAUGUUGAUGCUGACACACCUUAUGCGGAGGUUGAGGUCAUGAAAAUGUGUAUGCCCCUUCUCUCACCUUCUUCCGGAAAUAUCCAUUUUCUGAUGUCUGAAGGUCAAGCGAUGCAGGCUGGUGAGCUUAUAGCAAGACUUGACUUAGAUGAUCCAUCAGCUGUAAGAAAAGCAGAACCUUUUCACGGUAGCUUUCCCCUUUUGGGACCUCCAACUGCCAUAUCUGGAAAAGUUCAUCAACGGUGUGCUGCAAGUUUGAAUGCAGCUCGGAUGAUUCUGGCUGGUUACGAGCAUAACAUUGAUGAAGUAGUUCCAAACUUGCUUAGUUGCCUGGACAAUCCUGAGCUCCCUUUCCUUCAGUGGCAAGAAUGCUUUGCUGUCCUGGCAAACCGACUAUCCAAGGACCUUAGAUAUGAGUUGGAAGCAAAAUAUAAGGAGUACGAAGGAAUCUCCAAUAUGCCAACUGUUGACUUCCCUGCAAAAAUUUUGCGGGGUGUUCUUGAGGCCCAUCUAAAUUCCUACCCUGAAAAGGAAAAAGGAGCCCAAGAACGAUUAGCUGAGCCUCUAAUGAGUCUUGUCAAGUCAUACGAGGGUGGCAGAGAGAGCCAUGCCCGCAUAAUUGUUCGGGGACUUUUUGAAGAAUAUUUAUCAGUUGAAGAAUUAUUUAGUGACAAUAUCCAGGCAGACGUAAUUGAACGCUUAAGACUUCAUUACAAGAAAGAUCUCUCCAAGGUUGUUGACAUUGUGCUUUCUCAUCAGGGUGUUAGGAGUAAAAAUAAGUUGAUACUAUGUCUCAUGGAGCAGCUGGUGUAUCCUAAUCCUGCUGCAUACCGAGAUCAACUAAUCCGUUUUUCUGCACUCAACCACACAAACUACUCUGAGCUAGCAUUAAAGGCAAGUCAACUCCUAGAACAGACAAAACUCAGUGAGCUUCGUUCCAGUAUUGCCAGGAGUCUUUCGGAGUUAGAAAUGUUCACUGAAGAUGGUGAAAACAUGGAUACUCCCAAAAGAAAAAGUGCCAUAAACGAACGAAUGGAAGCCCUCGUCAGUGCUCCUUUAGCAGUUGAAGAUGCACUUGUUGGUCUUUUUGAUCACAGUGAUCACACACUUCAGCGACGGGUUGUCGAGACUUAUGUUCGCAGAUUAUAUCAGCCCUACCUUGUAAAGGGGAAUGUCAGGAUGCAAUGGCACAGGUUUGGACUUAUAGCAUCAUGGGAGUUCUUGGAAGGGCAUGUUGAUAGUAAGAUUGGGUCUGAGGAUCGAAUCUUGGAUGAGCCAUCAGUUGUAAAUCACAGUGAGAGAAAGUGGGGAUCGAUGGUUGUCAUCAAAUCUCUCCAAUUCUUGCCAACUGUGUUAACUGUUGCGUUGAGGGAAACAACACAUAAUUUGCAAAGUGUAAUUACCAAUGGAUCUGUUCAGCCAGCUAGUUAUGGUAACAUGAUGCACAUUGCGUUGGCAGGCAUCAACAAUCAAAUGAGUUUACUUCAGGACAGUGGUGAUGAGGAUCAGGCUCAAGAGCGAGUCAACAAGUUAGCCAAAAUAUUGAAAGAGAAAGAAGUAAGCUCCAGUCUGAGAAAUACAGGUGUGGGGGUUAUCAGCUGUAUCAUACAGAGAGAUGAAGGGCGAGGCCCUAUGAGGCAUUCCUUUCAUUGGUCAGCUGAAAAACUCUACUACGAGGAGGAGCCUCUACUGCGUCACCUGGAACCUCCUUUGUCCACAUACCUUGAGCUGGAUAAACUUAAAGGUUAUAAUGAUAUACGGUACACUCCUUCUCGGGACCGACAGUGGCACCUGUACACCGUUCUAGACAAACCUCUUUCCAUUCAGAGGAUGUUUCUCAGAACUCUUGUUAGGCAGCCCCUAUCAAAUGAAGGUCUGACAACAUAUCAAGGACUGGACCAGGGAGCAACUCAAUCUCUGUGGACUCUGUCUUUUACUUCAAGGAGCAUUUUGAGGUCCUUAACGUCUGCAAUGGAGGAACUUGAACUUAAUGUCCAUAAUUCUACUAUCAAAUCUGAACAUGCUCAAAUGUACCUCUAUAUCUUGAGGGAGCAACAAAUAGAUGAUCUUCUGCCGUACCACAAGAGAGCAGAUAUACCUGAUGGGUGUGAAGAAGCUGCAGUUGAGAAACUCUUGAGCGAGCUGGCACGGGAAGUUAAUGCAUCAGUUGGUGUCAAAAUGCAUCGUUUUGGUGUUUGUGAGUGGGAAGUGAAGCUUUGGAUAUCAUCUGAAGGAGAAUCUAAUGGAGCUUGGAGGAUUGUGGUUUCUAAUGUGACUGGUCACACUUGCAUCGUUCACAUUUAUCGAGAAGUUGAGGAUACCAGCAAACAACAAGUAGUCUAUCAUUCAACCUCUGGGCAGGGCUCUUUGCAUGGUUUGCCUGUGAAUGCAAAGUAUAAGCCUUUGGGAGUUCUUGAUCAGAAACGUAUUUUGGCCCGGAAAAGCAGCACCACUUACUGCUACGAUUUCCCGCUGGCAUUUGAGGCAGCUUUGGACAAAUCAUGGUCCCAGUAUUCUGGGAUCAACAACACUAAGGAUAAAGCCAACCUCAGAGUCGCAGAAUUGGUUUUUGCUGACCAGAAAGGUACAUGGGGCACUCCUCUUGUUUCUGUUGAGAGACAGCCUGGACUUAAUGAUGUUGGCAUGGUAGCCUGGCGCAUGGAAAUGUCCACACCCGAGUUCCCUUCUGGACGAACCAUUCUUAUUGUAUCAAAUGAUGUAACUUUCAAAAAUGGUUCUUUUGGCCCCAGAGAGGAUGCGUUUUUCCAGGCCGUAACUGAUGUUGCUUGCAUUCAAAAACUACCUCUUAUUUAUCUGGCUGCAAAUUCUGGAGCCCGUAUUGGUGUAGCCGAGGAAGUGAAAUCUUGCUUUAAAGUUGGCUGGUCUGAUGAAUCAAACCCAGAACGUGGUUUCCAAUAUGUUUACUUAACUCCUGAGGACUAUGCACGCAUUGGAUCAUCUGUGAUAGCACACGAACUAAAGCUUUCAAGUGGAGAAUCCCGAUGGGUAAUAGAUACUAUUGUAGGAAAGGAGGAUGGCUUGGGAGUUGAAAACUUAAGUGGUAGUGGAGCCAUUGCCAGUGCGUAUUCAAAGGCAUACAGGGAAACCUUUACCUUGACCUAUGUGACUGGUAGAACGGUUGGCAUUGGUGCUUACCUAUCACGUCAUGGAAAGCGGUGCAUACAACGGCUUGAUCAGCAAAUUAUUCAGACUGGUAUCUCUGCACUGAACAAGCUUCUGGAAGCACAAUACCCUGCCUUGCCGCUUCAAGAACUAAAUUCUUGUGCUUUGAAGAAAGUCUCGAGGUCCCAAAUUCCAGUAUCGAUUUCUUGUAGGAGCUCCAUCAAAAAGACCAAGUCGGAGUUGAACAGAAAACAGAUUGAGCAAUGUUCUAUCUAUGUCUUCCUCUGA
Molecule: messenger RNA, 6108 nt
Organism: Fraxinus pennsylvanica
Lineage: Eukaryota; Viridiplantae; Streptophyta; Magnoliopsida; Lamiales; Oleaceae
Source: the annotation of a GenBank genome assembly